This is a messenger RNA of Wasmannia auropunctata (little fire ant), 3250 nucleotides long. RefSeq names its product GPI ethanolamine phosphate transferase 2 (gene PIG-G). Bases 78 to 2945 code for a protein of 955 amino acids. Gene Ontology annotation, cellular component: endoplasmic reticulum membrane. Lineage: Eukaryota; Metazoa; Arthropoda; Insecta; Hymenoptera; Formicidae. Gene Ontology annotation, biological process: GPI anchor biosynthetic process. The record is from RefSeq and is a predicted model, not a curated record. The transcript is spliced from 14 exons.
UCGCGAAACUCCACGGUGGCGAAGAUGUUCGGGAUCUGCAGGAAGUUCUGCAACACCUGAGGAAAUGAGGCGUCAGAAUGAAUAUGCUGACUGCUCUAAACAUCGGACGCUUUGCACUUGCCUGUCGGAGUUAUGGAAGGAUGCCCGGACAUAAUUUGUUAUUGUUGUACGUGCUGCUGGUCGCACCGAUUUCUAUCGCUUUGUUUCUAUACGGUUUCUUCCCCGUCGCUCAUCAUGCCGACACGAAUGACACGAUCGCCUCGGAAUCGGAUAUCCCGGAUUACGUCGGUGACGUGAGAGUAGACAAACGUGAGUUAUACGAACGAAAAGCAUUUAGAUUGAUAAUCAUGGUGAUCGACGGACUGAGGUGGGAUUUCGUCGCGGGUCCAAUGGGAAAAGUCGCCAUGCCGUUGUCUAGUAGUCUACUAGCAGAGCACUCCUCGGGAUGUCUGCUGCGGGCUAAAUUGCAGUCGCCGACGGUGACGAUGCCCAGGAUAAAAGCGAUGAUGACUGGUACAGUGCCGAACUUUGUAGAUGUAGUACUGAACUUUGGGAGUAAGCCUCUGCAGAGCGACAAUCUGUUGCUUCAAGCGAAGGAGCACGGGCACAGAUUAAUAUUUUACGGGGAUGACACUUGGCUCUCUCUGUUUCCCCGUACAUUUGAUCGUCACGAUGGCACCACUUCGUUUUUCGUUACAGACUUCACGGAGGUAGAUAAUAAUGUAACUCGACACCUACAAGACGAGUUGAAUUCCUACGAUUGGUCUGUGAUGAUUCUUCAUUAUCUCGGACUAGAUCACAUUGGCCACGUCGAAGGUCCGUUUGGCCCUUCGAUUAAGCCUAAAUUACGGGAAAUGGAUGGGAUUGUCGCUCAAAUAGCCCAAAAAGUGAAAGAUUGGUAUAGGAGAAAAAUAUUUACACUCUUCGUCGUCUGUGGUGAUCAUGGGAUGAAGGACUCGGGCGGUCACGGCGGCUCGACGCCGGAAGAGACAACGGUGCCGUUUAUUAUGACAGGGCUGCCUUUUGAGCCGUCUUGUCGUCAGGCGGACGGUGAGCCGAUUGAGAUCGAGCAACUCGAUAUUGCGGCGACAUUGUCGGCCGUCCUCGGACUACCUAUUCCUUCUACAAAUCUCGGCUCCGUGUUCCUGGACAGCGUCCACGAUAUCCCCGACGACAGGCGACUCUUCCUCCUCCAUUACAAUUCGAGGCAGGUGCUCGACCGUUUCCGGAAGCUCGUGCACGACGAGUCGCAAAUUGAGUACAUGAACGGAAAGUAUUUAGAUGCCGAGAAACUGCACGUCGCUUGGUUGAAAGGGAACAGGAAUCCUGAGAUGGUCGAGAAUAUCGCCUCGUCUUAUAAGGCGAUCCUUAAGGAGAUGAGAGAUGCUCUAAUUAGUAGCACAAUCGAAUACGACUUUCGCUCGAUGGCCGCUGCCAUGAUCUUCCUGUGUCAAAUACUUGUCAUUUUGUUUUUUGUGCAAACCGCCGCUUGGACUACGCCUAAAAAGACCGCAUCGUUCUUGACGCGAGGAAUUAAUUAUCCUGACAGUUUCGGAAGCGCAACUUCUUUCUAUCCGACGAAUGUAUUUAAAGCUAUUCUCGCUUUGCUAUUCUUACUAAUCAAAGGCAUUAUUUAUAUCAAUAUUAAUCUUUGCACGGGAAGCAAAUUAUCUCUAACGGAGAUCACGAAGGGAUCGAAGAUACGCGUAGUGUUACAGAUCGGCGCGUUGUUGCACAUAGCGAGCCUCGCCGGCAGCAGUUUCGUUGAGGAGGAGCAUCAGACAUGGUACUUCUUCUGGUCUAGUACGAUUGCAUACUUCCUCUAUCGUUAUUCCACAAGAUUACUCGCACACUAUCGACACGAUCUUACGAGCGCUGAGGUGCUAACAGAGGCAUGUCCAAGUUGCGGCAUCACCAGGCGUCACGUAGAACUUUCCGUUAAGCUGCUGUUGCUGCUGAUCGGACACAGAGUUCUGCGAAGGCUGAACAGCACCGGCGACAAGUGGGCGCAUCUGGCCGACAUAGCCCGCUGGUUGAAGGCGGACGACAGCAAAGUCGGGAUGACGCUUCUGCUUCUAGCUGCGCUCGUUCUUCUAGUCUGGAUCGCGCACGAGUGCGAGGAUAGGCAAUACAGGCGGCAGUCGUUGCUCCUCAACACGGCUAUCGCGGCGUGCAUAUACCUUCGCCACGCGUCCAACGGUGCCGUCGUGAAAAUCCCGUCGUAUCCCGCGUCGAGUGGAAUACACGAGGUGCAAGUGUUUUGGGGGCUAACAGCGCUGUCCCUGCUGAGCUACGGCUACAGAGCGGCGUUGACAAUCGGGCGCAACAGACGGCGUUUCGCGAGCACGAUGCUGUUCUUCAUCGUCAACACGUGGGUGACGAUCUCGGCGAUGCUGCACCAGCCGUACAACGUGAUCCUGUUGCCGAUGCAGAUCGUCGCGAGCUGGACGAUAGAGACUGUGUUGCGAGAAAACGAUCUGCUCGAUCUCGGGGUUUUCGUACAUUACAUGCUGGGCAAUGUGCUCUAUUUCUAUCAGGGCAACUCCAAUAGCCUCGCGAGCGUAGACGUCGCGGCGGGAUACGUCGGUCUGCGUUCCUACGUGCCUCUCAUCACCGGUGUGUAUCUAGUCAUCAAUACUUAUUCCGCCCCCGUCCUGGCCUACUUCCUGCUGAUUUACUAUCGGCAGCUGAGUCAGGCGUACCGCACGGACGUCGUCACGCAUACGAGCAGGACUUACAUCGCGUGGAGGCUGCUGACGACAGCCGUCUACAUGAUCAUCGUCACCAGCCAGCGUCACCAUCUGUUCGUGUGGUCGGUGUUCUCGCCGAAAUUACUGUACGAGGCGGCGUACUCCGCGACGAUGUGCUGCAGCGCGCUGCUGGCGUUGCUCGUGACCGCGGUGCAGUCCGCAGUGAUUCCUAAAUACGCAUCGUACCAGACUUGAGACGACGCGACCGGAUCGCGCGAGAAACGGAUCGACGUUUGUACAUGCUUGUAAAUGAACGAAUUUAUAUUUUUCUAAAAAUUAGAUUUAAUAUUAUUAAAUGAUAUGUAUAUAGUUUAAAUAUAGUCUAUAAUAUAAUUAAAUCCGUAGAUAAUAGCGUUUCGAUCCCGAUGAAAAAAGACUGACAGAAGUAAAUUCUGAUGAUAAAAAAUGAAUUAAGUAUGAAUACGAAUUGAAAAUCGAUCAUUUUUUAAACUUUGUACAUCAUUAACUGAUGAACGCUCGGUAAAGUAAAUUUGUCACAC